GGGAGGGUUCUGUCUGAUGAGGCCGGUGACCCAGAGGGGGUGUCAGUGGCCGUCAUCAUGUUUAACGAGUCUAGCUUCUCCGGGGACUAUCUCCUCCAGACCUACCGCACCUUCAACGAGUCCGCCUUCAGCAACACGUCCCUGGAGAUCCUGAGGAAUAUGAUCUCCUCAGUCCGGCACGGCACUGGCUCUCAGAGCCUGACAGCCAGGGGAUUCCUCAUCGGGGUUUACACACUCACCAUCACCAUCUCUCUCUUCGGAAAUCUCCUCGUGUGCCAAGUAGUGCUAAAGAACAAGAGGAUCAACACAGCGACUAGCAUCUUCAUCGCCAACCUGGCUGUAGCGGAUUUGAUGAUAACCCUGCUCAACACUCCCUUCACUGUGGUCCGUUUUGUGAACAGCACCUGGGUCUUUGGCAAGGCCAUGUGCCACAUCAGUCGUUUCGCUCAGUACUGCUCACUCCACGUCUCCGCGCUCACGCUGAUGGCCAUCGCCCUCGACAGGUACCAGGCCAUUGUGCAUCCCCUGAAGCCUCGCAUGUCAAUGCCUCGAGGUAUCAUCUGCGUCAUUGGCAUCUGGGUCCUGGCCUCCUGCUUCUCGCUGCCCCACGCUAUUUACCAGAGGCUCUUCCGCUUUGUGUACAGGGAGACGACAGUCCGGAGCCUUUGCGUUCCCGCUUUCCCACAGCCGUCCGAUGUGUUCUGGAAGUACUUGGACCUGGCCACCUUUGGUCUACUGUAUGCUCUGCCGCUGUUGGCCAUCACCAUGGCCUACACUGCGGUCGCCAAGAAACUGUGGCUGAGGAACGCCAUCGGGAACAUCACCGUGGAGCAGUACAUUGCCCAGCGCCACAAGAAGAAGAAGACCAUCAAGAUGAUGCUGCUGGUGGUGGUGGUCUUCGCCGUCUGUUGGUCACCCCUCAACUGCUACGUGGUACUCAUCUCCAGCCAACUUGUCCAGAGCAGCAACGUUCUCUAUUUCACCUUCCACUGGCUUGCCACCAGCAGCACCUGCUACAACCCCUUCAUUUACUGUUGGCUCAAUGAGCGCUUUCGCUCUGAGUUGAAGGCCUUGGCCGGCAGGUGCUGCGGGCCGAGCAGCUCGGAAGGCAAGGGGGCACCCCCUGCUCCUAACAGGGCCGUUCGGAGGGCCUGGCCAGAUGCCCACAGCUGCUGCGAUCCUCGGCCUCCCAACGCAGUGAUGAGAUUGAACCUGCCUGGCCUGGUGGUCACUAAUGGAGGCUUUUGUCAAGGCAUGUUUCAACCAUGGCGCGCAGGAAUAGGAAGGGCUCUGGCUGAGUCAGCAGGGCUACCGCUGGUCAUUGUGAAGACCCACGAGGUUGAAGCACCAAGUCUAGGUUGA
This is a messenger RNA of Stegostoma tigrinum, 1362 nucleotides long. Its product is annotated as G-protein coupled receptor 83-like. Lineage: Eukaryota; Metazoa; Chordata; Chondrichthyes; Orectolobiformes; Stegostomatidae. Gene Ontology annotation, biological process: neuropeptide signaling pathway. The record is from RefSeq and is a predicted model, not a curated record. Gene Ontology annotation, molecular function: neuropeptide Y receptor activity. Gene Ontology annotation, cellular component: membrane. The coding region runs from base 58 to 1362 and encodes 434 amino acids. The transcript has 5 exons.